Messenger RNA from Zalophus californianus (California sea lion), 4109 nucleotides. It is a transcript of the gene TGIF1, whose product is annotated as TGFB induced factor homeobox 1. The record is from RefSeq and is a predicted model, not a curated record. Lineage: Eukaryota; Metazoa; Chordata; Mammalia; Carnivora; Otariidae. Gene Ontology annotation, molecular function: RNA polymerase II cis-regulatory region sequence-specific DNA binding; DNA-binding transcription factor activity, RNA polymerase II-specific. The coding region runs from base 1052 to 1870 and encodes 272 amino acids. Gene Ontology annotation, biological process: regulation of transcription by RNA polymerase II. The transcript has 5 exons.
GAUUCAUCUCCAGCCAGGCCCGGGGAAGGAACUGCGCUCCAGCAAGUUGCAGGGUAGCUUCCAGGCUGGUGGUUUCCCCUAGGACCAUGUUUCCCCCCCUUUGCCGUUUUAGAUGUGUGUUCUUUUAGGUGCCGAGCAGUCGGCAAACCACAGAAGAAAAAAAUUGUAAGGCUGCUGCCUUAUUAGUAUGACGCUUUUUUCCUUGUUUAUUCAUUUUAAGUUCUGUAAUUGGUAAAACCACCCAAGCUUUGUAAACUCUGGCCUUAAUUCACUCGCGAGGCUGGGGUGUCUUUUUUUGGGAGGGCGAGUGGGUGGGAGGCUGGCUUUAAUUUUCAGUGUAAUCCUAAAACAGAGGCUCCAAAGUCUAGUUAGUCAUCGUUUGGCUGCCUUAGUCCUCUUCGGGUUUAACCUUAUUUCCACGGAGCUUUUCCUGCCGGCUUCUCCAUCGAAGUUACAAAACAAAAACAGCACAGAGCCGAAACUGGAGGCAGACUCGGGCGCUGACGUCUCUACUAGGCUUAUUUACGCCGGAGGAAGAAAGGCCCAAAGGAGAAGCCCGGGCGCCCGGCUGGUGUCGCUGCCGCCGCGGAGCGAGGGAUGCGGGCGGCGUGCGCGCAGCAGGGAGGAAGGAUCGGGUUUCUGGGCCCAGCCGCCCUCACGAGGGACGGGUGACAGCGGCCGGAGAGGCGCGGAGUGAGGCAGCGCGGCCCGAGCGCUCGGUGCUGUCCUCCCCAACUGGAAGCGCCGAGGUACGACGAGGAGGAGCGGGGAACAAAGGAGAGGAGUGGGGAGGGGAGCGAGUUGGGCGAGGGAGAGUCCCCAAGCCGGCUGCCAGAAGAUCCCGGCAGGAGGAAGCCCAAGUGUCACUUGAAUUCCACCCAAGGAGCGGGCGCCUGGGAUCCGAGCGCCUUGAUUAGCAAUAACGGCUGGAGCGCGUCCUAAAGUUACGGGAGAGUCGGUCCGGAAGGAGGACAAUCGCGCGCCCCCCUCGCCCCCGCUCCUGGCCCCUCGAGACCCCAGCAUCGCCUCGCGCUGGAAGGGGACCUCCAGAAUGAAAAGCAAGAAAGGUGUUGUUGCGGCAUCAGGCAGUGAGACGGAGGAUGAUGAUAACAUGGACAUCCCCCUGGACCUCUCCUCCUCUGCUGGUGCAGGCAAGAGAAGGCGAAGGGGCAACCUGCCCAAGGAGUCUGUUCAGAUUCUCCGCGACUGGCUGUAUGAGCACCGAUACAAUGCCUAUCCCUCGGAGCAAGAGAAAGCAUUACUGUCCCAACAGACACACCUGUCUACACUACAGGUCUGUAACUGGUUCAUCAACGCCCGCCGCAGGCUCCUCCCAGACAUGCUGAGAAAAGAUGGCAAAGAUCCAAAUCAGUUCACAAUUUCCCGCCGUGGGGCCAAGAUUUCUGAAGCUAGCUCUGUGGAGUCAGCCAUGGGCAUCAAAAACUUCAUACCAGCUCUAGAGGAGAGCCCAUUUCACUCCUGUACAGCUGGACCAAACCCAGCGCUGGGGAGGCCGCUGUCUCCCAAGCCGUCGUGCCCAGGAUCGAUAUUGGCGCGUCCGUCAGUGAUCUGUCAUACCACUGUGACUGCCUUGAAAGACGGGCCUUUCCCUCUCUGCCAGCCGGUAGGUGUGGGACAGAACACAGACAGACAGCGGGUAGCGGCGGGCAGCUUCACAGACACCUCCCUCCUGUACCCGGAGGACUCGUGUAAAUCUGGACCAAGUGCAAAUCCACAGAGUGGUCUUUUCAACACUCCGCCCCCUACUCCGCCGGACCUCAACCAGGAUUUUAGUGGAUUUCAGCUUCUAGUGGAUGUUGCACUCAAACGGGCUGCGGAGAUGGAGCUUCAGGCUAAACUUACAGCUUAACCCAUUUUCAAGAAGAAAAGUUUUCACAGGUGUUAUGAUUGUCGGGGUGAUGGCAAGAGUCGAACUGCAUUAUUUUAUAUAUUUUUUUAUUAAUAUUUGCACAUGGGAUUGCUAAAGUGAAGCUUCCUGUUACUGAGAGGUCUUCAAUGGAAUACAGUCAUUCCAAGAACUGCAAACUCAAAGCUACUGUAGAAACAAAGGGUUUUCUUUUUUAAAUGUUUCUUGGUAGAGUAUUCAUAAUGUGAGAUGGUUCCCAAGAUCAUGUGAUUAUUUUUUUUCUCACUCUCUCCCCUUCCCUUUUUUUGUUCGUUUUUUUUUUUUCAGACUGUGCAAUACUUAGAGAACCUAUAGCAUCUUCUCAUUCCCAUGUGGAACAGGAUGCCCACAUACUGUCUAAUUAAUAAAUUUUCGAUUUUUUUCAAACAAGUAUGAAUCUAGUUGAUUGAUCCCCCUUUUUUUCAUGAUGUAAUAAAGUAUUUUCUUUAAAAUUUAUUGUAAUACAGAGUAUUUUGUUGAGGGAGGCAUUAAAAAUGAGUAGGAUUAUAGCACCCAAUGAGCAGGAAGUUGGGGGUAGGGUGGAGUGUGAGUUAGGGGGGUAUCACGAGCUCUUUGAAGAACCGUGGACAACAAGCCAGUACUUAUAAACAGGAUGUGUGAUAUUUACUCUUGAUAGGAGGCGUAAGCAGGCCCUUAAAUCUUGACUUAAAACUGCAUGACAAAUUGAAAUGAUUCAUUCUAUCAGUGUUUAGCUAACCACCAAAUCCCUUGGUGAUCUGUCCUGCAUAUUUUAAGAUAUGGCCAGUGUUGAAAAAAGGUCUCAAAACACCUCAUUAGGGCAUAAGUUUUCAGAAGUAAACAACAACCCAAGGGGUCCCUCUGUAUUCCCCUCUUUAACAUCACCCUUUAAAAGAAACUUUAUCAAGUGCUACAGUUACAUUAGGCCUCUACAUUCAAACACGGCCUGAAUUUGUAAAGAAGUCACCUCUUAAAACAUUUUCUAAAGUGAUUAAAACAGUGGGGUUCUGUCUGCCAUGGGAUUCUUCAUGUAUUAGGUUUAUUUUCUAAGGUCACAGUGGGUGAAAGCUGGUGCCAUACACAAGUGGAGUUUGUUGGGAUAGACAAUUACUUACGAAGCCAGGAUAGCCAGAAGGGAGUUGAGGGUGUUCCUUUCACUUACAUGGUUGACCAGAUUUGUCACAUGCCACAAAACCAUUCUUUGUAGUCAUGCUUAGUGUGAGGUUUCUUUGUUAUUACAGUCCUGUUCUUUCCAGCCCCACUCCAGCUAGGAACUGGCUGAGUUUGAGGCAAUAUCAGAGCUUUAGUACGGCUUAAAGAAUGUAGAAAAAUUCUUUCAAAAUUAAGCUUGUCUAAUUUUGUCAACUUCUUAGGAAAGUCCCUACUGUAGAAAGAGCUAAACUCAAAGUCUUGUAAAUAGAAAAGCAACGCUGAUAAGUAAAACGAAGAGGUGGACCUCAAGUACGUGAGGCAAAGGUGUGCUCUGGCCUGUGACGGGUACAGCGCCGAAGGGCAUCUCAACCACAGGGUCACAGAAGUAGAUAUAAACCAGAAAAAGCAAUAAUAAAGUGAAUAAAAGGAAAGACUAUCAAAUGUAAGUGAAAUAAACAAAGAUGACUAAGACUCAUUACCUGCUCUAAUAGCUAGAUCAAAGACGAAAAUUCUUUGAAUAGAGAUAAGGGAGACCUGUGAGUCCUGAAAGGCUUCCCUUGUUAAGAGGUUUCAUUAAUCGUACUAGCAGGGAGAGAGAAGGAGCCAUUUGAGUGAUUUUGAAAGAGAAAUGUCAAGGGUCAAAUGAAGCCCAAAGGUUUAAAACAAACAAAAAAAAGAGUUGUCCAAAAUUACCUGUGUUGUUGUUGUUUUUUUUUUUUAAUCUCUUGAGGUUGAUACAGAUCCUGGUUGAUAAUAACUGGUGUGUAAUAAAUGUAAACCAUUAAAAAAAACCCAGGUAAAUAUAAUUGGAACAUGAAAUGUAAAAGACCAUAUAACUAUUCAUAUUGAAGCCAAAUAGAAAUGAAUUUCGUGCUUAGUAUUUACAUGAACUCUUUUCACUUACUUUUAGCCCUGUGUUUUUGUGUUUAAAGUUCAUCCCUUUUCGAUAAGAUACUGUUGGGUCUUGCUUUUUUAUCUAGCCUAACAAUCUUUGCCUUUUAUUUGGUGUAUAUACUUGAUUUAUGUUUAAUAUAAUUUUUUGUUUACUUUUUUUUAAGUUUUAGUUUUAAUU